AUGAUUGGCGAAAAACUCUCACGACAAGAAUGGAUUGCAGACGACAAGCAAGUCGCGUCGACCACCGUCAAACUGGCUGCAUCCUCGUUCGUCGGCGCUACCGACCUCUGGCAACGCGCUCAUCUCUGGUUCAGCGAACAGGACUCUUCUGUUCUUGCCGCAAUCACUCUUACGGCCAUCGCCCUAAUCAUGUCGUGGUCCUCUCGCUUCGACACCGAUGUCCUGGUUCUCAAGAGCAAGCGCAUUAGCUAUCCCAUCCACUUCCCUGCCUACUCGAUCGAAAAGGGUGAACUGAAGAUCAGAUCGGUCAGAGAGCAAGCCGCCAAGAAGACCGGCGCAGAUGCCCGACACAUCAAGCUCUUUUUCAGAGGCAAGAACAUGAAGGAGGAUGGCAAUUCGUGCCGCGCCGAAGGUCUUAGGCACAACAGCGAGAUCAUGUGCGUCGUUGGAGACGCCGUCCCCGAGUCUAUGAGCUCGAGCGACUCGGAAGGGGAAGAAGCGUCUGCCGACGGUACAGAUGCGCCAAAGAGAAAACGCAACCGCAACAAGAACAAGAAGAAGAAGGGUAAGAAGUCAGCAACACCACAGACCGACACCUCGAGAACAGAAUCACCACGCCCGCCGCCUGCUCUGGCCACACCCAUGGACAAGCUGAAUGCCGUCAACUCGACUCUCCAGACUCUACUACCGCAGUGUGUCCAGUUCCUCGCCAACCCACCAACCGACCAGGCAAAGAAAGAUUUCGAGCACAAGCGUCUUAGCGAGACUGUACUUGCACAGGUUCUUCUCAAGCUGGAUGCCGUCGACACCGAGGGUGAUGCAGAAGCAAGAGCGAGGAGAAAGGAGCUUGUCAGGGAGGCUCAGAACGUACUCAACAGUCUGGACGAAAAGAUCAAGCCAUGA
This is a messenger RNA of Aureobasidium vineae, 903 nucleotides long. The record is from the annotation of a GenBank genome assembly. NCBI's taxonomy places the organism in Eukaryota, Fungi, Ascomycota, Dothideomycetes, Dothideales, Saccotheciaceae.